Aethalodelphis obliquidens (Pacific white-sided dolphin) is the source of this 2931-nucleotide messenger RNA. It is a transcript of the gene SLC16A12, whose product is annotated as solute carrier family 16 member 12. The transcript is spliced from 5 exons. The record is from RefSeq and is a predicted model, not a curated record. Gene Ontology annotation, molecular function: transmembrane transporter activity. NCBI's taxonomy places the organism in Eukaryota, Metazoa, Chordata, Mammalia, Artiodactyla, Delphinidae. Bases 136 to 1452 code for a protein of 438 amino acids. Gene Ontology annotation, biological process: creatine transmembrane transport.
CCAGUAACCCAUGUUCCAGGUAGCAUUCUAUACCAGUCUUGAAUGCCAACAGGAAAUCACUGGACAGCAGACCCUUCCAAGAUCAUAACUGGGCUGUUGGAGUAACUUGGAAAAGAAGAAAAAAGAACUGAAACCAUGGCAAAAGUAAAUAGAGCUCGGUCUACCUCCCCACCGGAUGGAGGAUGGGGUUGGAUGAUUGUGGCUGGCUGUUUCCUUGUUACCAUCUGCACCCGGGCAGUAACCAGAUGUAUUUCAAUUUUUUUUGUGGACUUCCAGACAUACUUCUCUCAGGAUUAUGCACAGACAGCCUGGAUCCAUUCCAUUGUAGACUGUGUGACCAUGCUCUGCGGUCUUGGAUUUGCACUUUGUUACUCUCCAGCUAUUGCCAUGGUUGGAAAGUAUUUCAGCAGACGGAAAGCCCUUGCUUAUGGGAUCUCCAUGUCGGGAAGCGGCAUUGGCAUCUUCAUCCUGGCUCCUGUGGUUCAGCUCCUUAUUGAACAAUUUUCCUGGAGGGGAGCAUUACUCAUCCUUGGGGGUUUCGUUCUGAAUCUCUGUGUUUGCGGCGCCUUGAUGCGGCCAAUUACUCUUAAAGAUGACCAAACAACUUCAGAGCAGAACCAUGUCUGUAGAACUGAGACACAAGGCUUUCAGCGGGCGUCUCCCUCUUUGACUUGGACUAAAGAAUGGGUGCAGACCUGCCUCUGUGGCUCUUUGCAGCAGGAAUACAAUUUUUUACUGAUGUCAGACUUCGUUGUAUUGGCCAUCUCUGUUCUAUUUAUGGCUUAUGGCUGCAGCCCUCUCUUUGUAUACAUGGUGCCUUAUGCUCUGAGUAUUGGAGUGAGUCACCAGCAAGCUGCUCUUCUCAUGUCCAUACUUGGGGUGAUUGACAUUAUUGGCAAUAUCACGUUCGGAUGGCUAACUGACAGAAGGUGUCUGAAGAAUUACCAGUAUAUUUGCUACCUCUUUGCCAUCGGAAUGGAUGGGCUCUGCUACCUCUGCCUCCCAAUGCUUCAAAGUCUCCCCCUGCUCGUGCCUUUCGCUUGUACUUUUGGCUACUUUGAUGGUGCCUAUGUGACUCUGAUCCCAGUAGUGACUGCAGAGAUCGUGGGGACCACCUCUUUGUCAUCAGCGCUUGGCGUGGUGUACUUCCUCCAUGCAGUGCCGUAUUUGGUGAGCCCACCCAUCGCAGGAUGGCUCGUAGACACGACUGGCAGCUACACUGCAGCGUUUCUUCUCUGUGGGUUUUCAAUGAUAUUUAGUUCUGUGUUGCUUGGCUUUGCUAGACUUGUAAAGAAGAUGAGAAAAACCCAGCUGCAGUUCCUUGCCAAAGAGUCAGAUCCCAAGCUGCAGCUAUGGACCAAUGGAUCGGUGGCUUAUUCUGUAGCAAGAGAAUUAGAUCAGAAAGAUGGGGAGUCUGUGGCUAUAGCAAUGCUUGGUUCCAACCCCGCAUGAUCAAUGGCCUUGAGCCUGAAUCUUCAGGGCUGAAAGAGGUGGGACCACUGUAUUGUACAUGUUUCUGAAGGAUUUUAUUUUGGCAGAAGUAUUGCCUUCUAAGGAAAUUUAUCGUUUUAUUAAUAUGUUUGUAAUGGAAAAAUAGCAAAUAACAAAGCAAGCUGGACUGGCUCAGAGUAUCCCCUUUUGGGAUUUGUACUCAUAAUUGAACUCGCAUCUUUUGGGCAGUGAGCAUCACACUAUGGAGAAUGUUAGGACCUAGCUGAUAUAAUUCACUGUAAAUAGAGGUAAUUUCAAGGCACGACCAAAGCAGAUGACACUGGACGCAGCUUUGUUUCAAAUUCUCUGCCCUUCCAUCUUCCCUCCUCAGUUAGAAGGUAAACAGAAACAUUGACAUGUAGGUUUCUUUAUGCUGUUCAGAGAAGGGGGUCCUGUAUUAAUCAUUGCCUUUUGAAGAACCUAAAGUACUCUUCAACAACCUGUUUCAAAUGCUAAUGAGAAACUCCACUAGGAAGAAGGUUUGUCAUCCUCACCUUCCACCACCACUGAAAGCUCUUUUCCUAAAACGAGGCACUUAACCUCCAACCAGACGCUCACCUCUGUUGCUAUCACAUAUAAUAUUUGCUCUAAAUUGAGUAGAACAUACCAAGACACAUGGGCGAUUUCUAAAUCUUACCAGAAAUGUUAACUCUAAUGCUUCCCUUUUUUUUUCCUUUAGAAAUAAAGCAUUUAUUUAAACUGUAGACAAUUCCUGUUAGGAAUGGAAAAAUGUUGGCAGCAUUCCAACUGGGCAGGAAUUGAAUUCUUGAAUCAGCAGGUCUCUGGUGAAAGUUUUCUUUUCAGAUCAGAUAUUUAGGUUCAUUACCCAAAACAGGACUUGGGAAUUUGGCCUGAAAAAUAUUAUUCUAGAGAUACUCUGAAGCUGAGAUUCCUUUCUCCCUGUGUUAAUUUUUGUUCCAAUGUCCACUGCUCUUCAUCUCUUUAUAGAUAAUCAUUAGUGGACCUUUUCAGCUGAAUGAGAAGACUUCAGGGGUUAACCUCAGCAUCACAGCCCUCCCACAAAUUGUAGCUUUGGUCAGGGGAGAGGGAGGACAAAGUUAAGAAGGCUAGUGGUGUGUUGUUUUACAGUUUAUAAUCACAUACCUUAACUCAUUGGAUUAUAGUUUGCUCAUUCCCAAGUACCCUACUUUCCUGUGGUGUGGGAUAAAGUCUUCAGAUUGAAGAGGGAGGGCAUAGGGAGAGAAGAGAAAGGCCAGAUCCCCCAGCCUGUCUCCGACCAUUUUAAGUCCUCUGAAUUAUAAUCCUGAAUCCCAAAUCAUGUUGCACUUGUAACACAGGGGCAAGUUAUACAAUUGAAAGGGGAUUUUAAUUAUUCAAAAAUUUAAAAUCUGAACCUCAGGGAACUAUUUUGACCCUGAAGGCCAUUCAAUCCACUGUCCCCCAACAGAUCUCACAAAUGCCUUGCCAGGGGUGCUGAGA